GACCCAAAUUCGCACCCAAAAACACCCAAACCCGAACCCCACCCAAAAACCCUUCCCCUUCCCCUUCCUCGGUACUCUCGGCGAGUAAACCCUAACCCUAGCUCGCCAUGGCCGCCGCUCUCCUCCGCUUCUCCCCUCUCGGUUCCCCCUACUCCCACCGCUCCUCCCGCAACCCUAACCCUAACCCUAAUCUCCUCCUCCCCACCUCCAUCCCUUUCCCCUCCUCCUCCUCCUCCUUCGCCGCUGCCGCAUCUCUCCCAUUCCACCUCCUCAAAUCCCCGAACCCAGAUCUAUGCCGCCCCAUCCCCUCCCUCGGCGGCGGCGGUGGUGGCGACGGUCUCAAGCCUCCCGGCGCCGGUAGCGGCGGCGGCGGAGGCGCGGGGUGGAGCUCCGAUGGCUCCCCGCACGAGGAUCCCUCUGAUCCCUCCGGGCCUCUCGGGCUCUUUAUCGAAGGGUGGCGAGCUAGGGUUGCGGCGGAUCCGCAGUUCCCCUUCAAGGUCCUCAUGGAGGAGCUUGUCGGCGUGAGCGCCUGCGUCCUCGGCGACAUGGCCUCGCGCCCCAACUUUGGCCUCAACGAGCUCGACUUCGUCUUCUCCACCCUCGUCGUCGGAUCCAUCCUCAACUUCGUCCUCAUGUACCUCCUCGCCCCCACCUCCGCCGCCUCCGCCUCCGCCGCCGCUCUCUCGUCCCUCCCGAGCCACAUGUUCGAGCCCGGCCCCUACUCCCUCUUCUCGCGCCUCGCCACCUUCGUCUACAAGGGCGGGCUCUUCGCCGCGGUCGGAUUCGCCGCGGGGCUCGCGGGGACGGCGAUCUCCAACGGUCUCAUCGCAUUCCGCAAGAGGAUGGACCCGAAUUUCGAGCCACCGAACAAGCCGCCGCCCACGGUUCUUAAUGCCGGGACAUGGGCGCUGCACAUGGGCCUGAGCAGCAACUUCCGGUACCAGACUCUGAACGGAAUCGAGUUCUUGUUGGCGAGCGCGGCGCCGCCGCCCGUGUUCAAGGUCUCGGUGGUGGUGCUGAGGUGUUUGAAUAAUGUACUAGGCGGGAUGUCGUUCGUCAUGCUCGCGAGGCUGACGGGGUCGCAGAAGGUGGAGGAGAAGGGGGAUGGUGAGGAGAAGGAGAGGUUGAUAGGAGACGAAUCGGCGGUGGUGGCGGAAACUGCAGAGGAGCUACGGAGAGGCGAGGAGUCCAAGUAAGCGACAUAUUACCCCUUAAUUGAAUCUCAGCUUUAUGAAAAAUGGAAUUGUGGGAUUGAAUGAGGAUUUGAAUUGCGUCGUGAAAGACUAGUUUAAGGUAUUAGAUGUAAAAAUAUCUUCGUGGUUUUUACAAAUAAUGGAGAUAUUGAGGCAUUUUCCCUAGCUCUUGUUCUAGUUUGAUGUUGUGAAAUGACAAAAUGGUGCAAUUUUCAGUUCCAAUAAGUACAUGUUGAUGGCUUUUUGGUUAAUAAUAUCUUUUUAUGUUGUUUUCGGGGCCAUUGCGAGCUAAGUGAUGGAAAAUUCAACUUUGCUUGAAGCUAAUCCUGCUAGUGAGAAUGUCUCUUGAUUGGUAUUCUCCGCAUAGGCUUUGUUGUAUUACGUCGACUAGUGAUAUAUAAAUAUAGCAAGUUUUGUUAUUUA
Molecule: messenger RNA, 1616 nt
Organism: Ananas comosus (pineapple)
Lineage: Eukaryota; Viridiplantae; Streptophyta; Magnoliopsida; Poales; Bromeliaceae
Product: protein RETICULATA-RELATED 3, chloroplastic-like
Exons: 1
Coding region: 108-1196 (362 amino acids)
Source: RefSeq, a predicted model, not a curated record